GGGCCAAUCAGCGGCGGCGUUGCUUUUGCGGCUCCACGUCGGCACCAGCUGCGGGGCAAGAUGGAGGCGCUGAUUUUGGAACCCUCCCUGUAUACUGUCAAAGCCAUCCUGAUUCUGGACAAUGAUGGAGAUCGACUUUUCGCUAAGUACUAUGACGACACCUACCCCAGUGUCAAGGAGCAAAAGGCCUUUGAGAAGAACAUUUUCAACAAGACUCAUCGAACUGACAGUGAAAUUGCCCUCUUGGAAGGCCUGACAGUGGUAUACAAAAGCAGUAUCGAUCUCUAUUUCUAUGUAAUUGGUAGCUCCUAUGAAAAUGAGCUGAUGCUCAUGGCUGUUCUGAACUGCCUCUUCGAUUCAUUGAGCCAGAUGCUGAGGAAAAAUGUAGAAAAGCGAGCUCUGCUGGAGAACAUGGAAGGGCUCUUCUUGGCUGUGGAUGAAAUUGUGGAUGGAGGGGUGAUCCUAGAGAGUGAUCCUCAGCAAGUAGUACACCGGGUAGCAUUAAGGGGUGAAGAUGUCCCCCUCACGGAGCAGACCGUGUCUCAGGUGCUGCAGUCAGCCAAAGAACAGAUCAAGUGGUCACUGCUUCGGUGAAGACCCUACUGUUCCUGGCUCCUCACCUCCCUCAAAACAUCGCAUGUCUGCUGUGACUUCUCACCCAGUUCCCCAGCUGAUACUCUCAGGGUCAUCUUGGGGAUCACAAGCGAUCCUUAAAACUUUAUCCUGUCUGUGGUUGUGCCCCCUACACACACACACUUUUUGUUUGUCUCACUCUUCUUGCAGCCCUGGGAGUAGAGCUCCCGCCAGAUUUAGACACAGGACGGGGAAACACUCUCUUCCUUUCUAGACUGGAUUAUGCUCCCAGUCUCUCCUAUCCGCCAUAUUUUCUCCUCAACUUAUGUGCCCUUUGCCGCAGCUACGCCUCAGAUCAAAGUAGAAGAAAGAAUGUGCUGAGUGUGUUCCUCCCUUUGCCUUUGCCAGGGCUUCAUCCCAACAGCCAUAUGUCCAGCGAGGGGAGGGAGAGAGAAUUCUUUUCUAUAGAAUGAAUGGGGGUGGGGAGAGGUACAUGCAGUCUCAGCCCCAGCCCCACUUACUGGCCUCAGCCUGUUCUCCCAUUCCUUCUUACUGCCCUGUCUUCCAGCCUUGGAAAAGAGAUUGAGAGCAGCUCACAGGGAGGGGACAGAGUAGGAGAAACAGUGAUUUUAAUUUUAUUGGAUGAAGCUUAUAAAAUUCUGUAUUUCAGACACAGCUGCAUUCUGUACCUUGAUCCUGGCUUAUAGCUUCAAAACUGCUGUGGUCUGUGAAUGUUCAUUGUGGGAGUGUCUAUCUCUUGGUCCACUGCCUUAACUGUCCACCUUACUGCCUGUGGGAUCUUUUCCUGGCUUGUCCUCUCUGUGCCCUGGAGCAAAGCCAGUCCCUGGACCUAAAACUCCAUUCUAGUCUUGGGAAGAAGAGUUUCUGCUCAGACCUGGGGAGGGGGCGGAAUUUAUGACUUGGGCCUCUGGGCUCUCUCAGUCCCUUAGUCUCCCCCACAGGCAUUUCACUCCUCUACCUUGGGUCUACAGUCUCUGCUGCUUAACCCUAUCCUCUCUCUGUCUCUGCCUCCAUCUCACAUCCAAGCAGUAGGUCUGGGUGCUUCUUCUGCCUGGGUUGUUGAGAUAGGUGUCUUUCUUCAUAAACCUUUGGGAUUUGGAUUUCCCCAGGAAGAUGGAGGAUGGGAACAGCUACUCCUGGGUCUAAUUUUUCCCGUUGCGUCAAAACUUUCUUCCCACAAAAAUAUCUUAAACAACCUUAAGACUUAAGGGUUCUCUCCUCAUUAACUGCCAAUUCUCUCAGACCGAAGUGGGCAGGUAACUGGGCAUAUUGGAGGGGCCAUCUUUGUGUAAGAGAUGUAUGGAAUCAGGAGACAGCCACCUUCAUACACUGCUCUGUGCAAAGAGGAAUAAAAGAGAUUUCUUUUUCCAAA
Loxodonta africana (African savanna elephant) is the source of this 1966-nucleotide messenger RNA. It is a transcript of the gene COPZ1, whose product is annotated as COPI coat complex subunit zeta 1. Gene Ontology annotation, cellular component: COPI vesicle coat. The record is from RefSeq and is a predicted model, not a curated record. Lineage: Eukaryota; Metazoa; Chordata; Mammalia; Proboscidea; Elephantidae. The coding region runs from base 61 to 594 and encodes 177 amino acids. Gene Ontology annotation, biological process: intra-Golgi vesicle-mediated transport; retrograde vesicle-mediated transport, Golgi to endoplasmic reticulum; intracellular protein transport. The transcript is spliced from 9 exons.